AUGAUGAGCGAUGCCAACCUCAUCAUCAUCGAAGAGCCGACUGGCAGUGAACAGCUCCUCAACCUCUAUUUCUGCUGGUUAUACGCGCAGACAGUGUAUGAUACGAUGAACCCCAGGACUGCGGAUACUAUGUCACAUCAUCGUCCCAGUAUUUUCCUGAUGACUUUUGAUCCUCGAGACGAUUGUGAAGCCAGCAGAGGCUUGCUCGACUACCUCUUCGAUUUUGUCUACCUAUCUACGGAGAUUUAUGGAUACGACGGCAAGCUGGCCGUGCAGCAAAGGGCACAGGAGAGUUAG
Sparassis crispa is the source of this 297-nucleotide messenger RNA. RefSeq lists its product as hypothetical. The record is from RefSeq and is a predicted model, not a curated record. NCBI's taxonomy places the organism in Eukaryota, Fungi, Basidiomycota, Agaricomycetes, Polyporales, Sparassidaceae. The transcript has a single exon. Bases 1 to 297 code for a protein of 98 amino acids.